Penaeus chinensis is the source of this 519-nucleotide messenger RNA. RefSeq names its product protein hunchback-like. NCBI's taxonomy places the organism in Eukaryota, Metazoa, Arthropoda, Malacostraca, Decapoda, Penaeidae. The record is from RefSeq and is a predicted model, not a curated record. Bases 1 to 519 code for a protein of 172 amino acids. The transcript has 2 exons.
AUGCAGACAGCACGCAAAUCUCACCGCUCAGUGCCGGAGUCUCACCACUCAACGCACGAAUACCACUACACGAAAUCGCAGCGAAACCACACCACACCUAUCGGGACGGACUCACCCCCCUGCGCACUCACACCCACACCAAACCCUCCACCCAACCUCACAAAAACCAUCACACCACUUAUCUCACCGCAGCUCCAGACACCCCACCACCACGCCCCCCGCCAACACACAACUACCAGCCCACCCCGAUACACCACGCUCCCCACUCAACCCAACAACUCCAACCACGCCCCCACCACCCUCAACAAACUUCCCCACACACAAGCGGCACGCUCGCGCCCUAAGCCACUCGCCAGCCCAGAACAACAAACAAACCGCCCCCCAACCCACGCUCACCAAUUCCACACCGCCCUGCCCGCAGCACCGCACAAGACCACUCGCCUCUCACCAACCCCGGCAUUCGAUACACAGUCACCCCUCCACAGCCUCACCCCUCCACCACUAAACCCCCCAAUCUAG